ACCAGAUCCACUACGGGCUCAGACCUGCGCAUUCUGCGCUCUAGACGUUGUUAUCGGCAGCCAUGACCUCUAUGGGACCACCCCGCUCCCCAGUACCCCCGGCAGCGUCCUCGAGCACACCCCAGAAGACGGCACAUUCGCUCGCCAUUCUCCAGGAGUACACGCACACCCUUGACUCUGUCCCCCUCGACCUCUCGCGCAACUUCGCCGACCUGCGCGAGCUGGACGCCGUGCUAUCCUCUUCCAUGACCUCCGUGACCUCCAAGGUCAUCGAGCUCACCAACAUGAUCGAGAAUCGCAGUUCCUCGAAGGAGGACCGCCUCUGGCUACUCGCCGAGAUCGCGGACGAGGUGAGCAGGCUCAAACCCGGCGCCGACGAUAAGAUACGCGUUGCCUGCCACGCCGCCGACGGCCUCAAGAGUCACAAGGCACACAUGACGAGCCUCCUGCAGCACAUGCCCGAGCCCGAGUACGGGCAGAUGGCGGGCAUGCUCUCGCGGAAGACGGUGUACCCGCACGUUGCCACACGUCACUAUGUGCCAGCGGGGAUAGCUGGCGAGGGCGGCAGACGACAGAGGCGAUCGGCAUUGCUCUCGAACGGCGCAGUGAUGGAGGCCACCCCGAACAAAAGGAAGCGGGUUGCCGCCGACGAUGGUGACCCAAUCCGGAGUCCCGCGAAGCCAAAGACAGGAGACGCGUCCAGGGCCCGUAAUGGUCGUAGAAAAACCGAUCGCGCCGCAUCCCCCACCGAGUCUGUCCUUUCGGUGCAAUCCCACCUUCCCCAGUCCGCCCUCCCCCCUCCGAUGUCACGUCAAAACACAUCGCAGCGUGCAGCAAGUACCGCGUCCUCUGUGAAGCGGUCGCGAGGGCAGAACGCCCUUGCGAACAUCGACGACAACCGCCCGGAGUUCCGCCACCCGCCGUCGUCGUCGCACCCGUCGCUACCCGCGCCGUACUCCAACGGCACAACGUAUGAAAGCAACGGCAUCAGCGAGUGGGCGACCGGACAGCUUGAAGGCCCCGGCAUGCCCGUCGCGCGGAACUUCGUGAACAGCGCCGCAGCGUCGGUGGUGCAGGACGUCGACACAGACGCUGCGGCCGGCGAUGCCGACGGGGACGGAGACGACGGCAGGACAUACUGCGUCUGCGACCGCGUUAGCUUUGGCGAGAUGAUCGCAUGCGAUGACGAAAACUGCGAAAAGGAAUGGUUCCACCUUGCGUGCAUCGGCCUCACCGUCGCGCCCGAAGGGUCGUGGGUAUGUGACCCGUGCCAAGCGAGGCGCAACACGAAGCGUUCUGCGCGUGGGGGAAAGCGUCGAGCUGGUGGCGGCCGCACGGGUGGGCGCAACGCGUCAACGUGAUCCGUAUAUUCCAAGCCAAGAAAAUGUGCAUUUAUAUGUGUGCAAAAUGUCUUUUGUGUGUUUGAUUCUACACGGUUGCUAGGUAUAUGUUAAAGCUUUAUCCUAGUAUCUUGUGGUAAAUUAUCGUGUAUUAAUCGGUGCAUCGGUGCACGUCAUCAUCCC
Messenger RNA from Phanerochaete carnosa HHB-10118-sp, 1523 nucleotides. RefSeq lists its product as uncharacterized. The annotation marks the transcript as partial. Lineage: Eukaryota; Fungi; Basidiomycota; Agaricomycetes; Polyporales; Phanerochaetaceae. The transcript is spliced from 3 exons. The record is from RefSeq and is a predicted model, not a curated record.